This is a messenger RNA of Ananas comosus (pineapple), 976 nucleotides long. Its product is annotated as protein LOL3-like. Lineage: Eukaryota; Viridiplantae; Streptophyta; Magnoliopsida; Poales; Bromeliaceae. The transcript has 7 exons. The record is from RefSeq and is a predicted model, not a curated record. Bases 205 to 720 code for a protein of 171 amino acids.
CUCACCCAAAAAAUAAUAAUAAUAAAUAAAAUAAAUAAAUAAAUAAAAUAAAGUAUAAAUAAAUCUAUAAAAUUUGAUCGUCUUCUUCUUCGUAUACCGCGGAAGCUCUUCGUUGCGGAGCAUCGGGAGAGGAGCCGAUUCCAACGACAGCUCCUCGCGAUCGGAACGGGGUUUCCCUUCGAUUCGUUUUGGUAAUACACAGGUAUGCAGAGCCAAGUGGUGUGCAAUGGAUGCAGGAGCAUGCUUCUUUAUCCCAGGGGAGCCACUAGCGUAUGCUGUGCACUAUGUCGUACUAUAACUUCAGUGCCCCCUCCAGGAGUUGAAACAGCUCAUCUUAUAUGUGGUGGUUGCCGAACUUUAUUGAUGUAUCCUCAUGGUGCAGCAACUGUGAGAUGUUCCUGCUGUAACAUGAUCAAUAAUGUCAGAUCAGCAAAUAGCGUAGCUCAUGUGAACUGUGCCCAGUGCCGUACGACUCUCAUGUAUCCUUAUGGAGCUCCGUCUGUCAAAUGCGCCGUAUGCCAUUAUGUUACAAACACCGGGAUGACCAAUAUGAUGGCUCCUGCUUCCGUGCCGCAGAGGCCUAAUGAAUAUCCGUCAACUUCAGCUCCUCCAUCGCAAGGCAACAACGUCACAGUUGUCGUCGAGAACCCUAAGUCGGUGGACGAAAGAGGCAACUUGGUAAACAAUGUCGUAGUUGGAGUUACGGUCGGGAAGAAAUGACACUGCAGUCGCGCAGUUACCGCCGUUCCUUGUAUUUGUCCUUGUUUAUACAUGAAAGUUGGAAUCCUCGUAAUUUCCUCGGCGUAAAGACAUGAUGAAACACAAAAUAAUGUGGUGGCAAUUGUUGUGCUUGGCGCGAAGAGCCGAAAGGUUUCAUAUUUGUUGCGCAAUUGUGUUAAUUUUUUGGGUUAAUUUUAUACAGAUUCCUGCAAACAUAGUGAAUGGCAAAUAUAUUCCUACAAAGUUCAACUUUCAA